Ylistrum balloti is the source of this 3481-nucleotide messenger RNA. Its product is annotated as cytokine receptor-like factor 3. Bases 125 to 1483 code for a protein of 452 amino acids. Lineage: Eukaryota; Metazoa; Mollusca; Bivalvia; Pectinida; Pectinidae. The record is from RefSeq and is a predicted model, not a curated record. Gene Ontology annotation, molecular function: protein binding. The transcript is spliced from 8 exons.
CGGGAAAAUCUUGCCACACACAACUGCAGCAAAGGAUGCGGAUAACAGGAUAUGAACUGGUUGACUUUUAAUGAGGACGUAUUUUGGUAUUGAGACUAAAGUUACUUCAUGAUCUGAAGACAAUAUGGCUGAAGAACUGAUAAAAAAUGUUGUGGAUAUUAUGGAGAGUGCCCACACACAGAAAAUGCAGUUGUCAGAACUGCUCCACUCCUUGGAUGAGGCACAGGAUCAGGUCAAUCAGAGUGCUGACAAGUCCAGAUCUGAGUUGAAAGCACAUUUCCAGACACUGAAGAAAGCCAUUGACCUAGCGCUGGAUGACCGGCUGACCACUCUCAUAAAGGAAGUGGACAAGAUAGAGAAGUCUGCCUCGGUUCCCCUCAGUCAGUGUAAAGAUAUGAUCAACCAAGGAAUGGACGCUGCCACCAGAGUGAUGGACGAAGGUGGUUCCAUUUUGUCUGAUAACCCAGCACAGAAGGUUGAGCAAAUGGUCCGGUUGAAAGAUAAUCCUGACACAAGAGCACUGAACAGUGUUCCAGCUGUGCCUCACUUGAGUGACGUGCCUUGCAUCAGUGUGGAGUUAGAUCGAGAUUUCCAGGACAGACUGUCCCAACUUAUCGCUCUGGAGGGAAAGGUCCUAGAGCGUAGUCCCAUACAGAUCACUGACACUAUAGAACGUCCUGGGGGCAUUCUGGUCAAGUGGAUAGAGGUUGAUGAGGAAUUGGAAGUGUCAGAGUUUUGUCUACAGUAUUGUUAUGGUAAUGCCAAAACUGCCUCUAGUCCAACAUUCCACACAGCAUAUACUGGCCCAAAUACUUCUUACACCGUUAAAAACCUUGGGACCAACACCCCAUACUCAUUCUGUGUCAGUUGUCGUAGCAGCAAUAACAACAGCAGUUGGCCAUGGAGUGUAUCAAGUGUGCCAUGUAUAGCACAAACAACAAUACCACACUAUGAGUGGUCCUCUGAAUGUCCCAGCUACACAGUGACUUAUGAAAACAAGAUCGCCACUAGGAAUGAUUCUGGUGACACCAUGGUUCUCUACUCCAACGCUAGCUCCUGUGUACCUGGACACCCAAUUACCUUCAAGGUAAUUUCCGUCGGAGAGACAUCACCAUUUGACAGUGUUGGCCUCAGUCUGGACAACAGCAACACUGACACGUUACAACGGGAUGAUGCCAUAUUUGUCACAAAAACAGGAUGUGUCUUCGUUGAUGGCCAAGAAAUGAAGAUCAAGCUACCGGAAAUGAAAAAAGGAUCUUUGUUAACCUUUGACCUUGAAGAACUGUCCAAUGGUAAGGUGCGAGUCAGUGUGGAACUGGAGGAAAAAGUUGUUACGUUUGAUUGGAAAGUGCCACAACCACCAGGACUCGUUGGACUUCCUGGUGGCUGCGGACUCGGAGGAGGCCUACUAGGAGAGAGUAAACGCAAGUUUUACUUUGGAAUGAAAUUUAGUCAUGAAGAUUGGAAAAUUUUAGUUGAAUAGAAUCAAACUUGAUCUUUCUGACGUCAAUUUUGUAAAAAUCUCACAUUUAAAGUUGGAAAGAGUGAAGCCUUUUUUUCAGAAAACAUUUCAUACAUAUUGGCUGAUAUUAAGAAUUUUAACCUCUACCAAUAUUGCCUCAUACGCGUGAUAUUUAAUACAUUCGUUGCAAGGUUUUGAGUAAUUACAAUAUUUUCCUUUAAAACAUUUUGGAUUGUAAAAUCAAAUGACUAUGUCAGAAGUUUAUAGAUUAAAUCAUUAUGAGAAACAAACACACAGGAUGUGAAUUUUAUUGAUGUAUAACAUACUGUGUUGAAAAUUUUCCUGUUGGAGUCUUGUACAUCAUUGAUUAUGGAGAGUAAUUUGAUAACAGGAACAGAAAGCAGUAUUGAGGAAUGAAUGGGCUAUAAAAAUACUGCUAACUUUGUAUUUGUUAGAUCAUAUUAACAUCAGAAGUGGCAUUCAUUCAGUGAAUGAUUUAAAAUGUUUUUAAAAAUAUAUUGUUAAUUUACCAUGGAAGAAAAAUGUAGCCAAUGUAUUAAUAUAGAGACAGAAGAUCCUAGACUUCUUAACUAAGACAUUCCUGCUGUGGCCUUUGCUUCGUAGAUUGCUGUAGGAGAUGUUCAUUACAAUGUAUCCUAAUAAAGUCAUUUUUAUUAUUGCAAUAAGUCCAUGCCUCAUUAGGACCUAUACCUAAUACAGUGUGGUUCCAUCUUGUUAAAGAACAAUUAUUAAUAUGAAUUGAUAAAAAAAAUUUCAUCGUUGUUGAAAAAAUUUACGAUUUAUUGGGGUGAAGUUAUUGAAAAUGAAUGAAAUAAUUCUACAUUUUGUACAUAUCAACUUUAACCUUAACACCUAUGGUACAGGUUUGGUUCCUUAGUCAAAUAUGAAAAAGAAAUUUGGUCAUUCACCUGACUUUGUGUUUCAACCCAGGCCAAAAAAAUUGAAUGAUAUAAGUUGAUGAGAAUUAGCUCAUGAUUGAUUGAAAAUUAAAUGAAAUUGAGUCAUAAUAUUUGGCACGUCAAUUUAUUUAUACAGAAAAAAAUUUAACAGGCAUGUAGGAAAGACAUAUGAGACAAGGCUUGGGCUUGUAGUUUGAAAUUAGGCACAGGCUUCUACGUGUGUUGUUCAUGAAAUAAUCUAAAAGUUCGUACCCUUUUGGUCUUGCUAAGCAGUACUGGCCUAGAAUGUGUUGAUAUCAUUGGUAAAUUCUAGCACCUCCCAUCACGGCAGGGCUUACAUUUUCAUAUCAUCAUGUUUAUCGCUGCUGACUUGCAUCAUGCUUGUAUUAUUACAAUGUACUAAAUGUGAUGAUGAUGUUUCCUAAUGUGCUUUAACAAGUUAAUAAAUAGUCUCAUAUCACCAUUUUUUUUAAAAAUUCAUGUUUGAUAUUUGAAGUAUAUAUAACAUGUUAUUAAGGUUAUUCCUUUAAAAACACUAGUUUAUAACAAAUGACAGUAUAUUAAAUAUUGAUAGCGAAUUUGUUUAUAUUGUAUCGAGUCAGAAUCCAGCCAGUCUGUUGUAUAUUGAAAUGUUCUUUGUUGGCAUAUAAGAAAAUAUAUAUACAGAAGAAAGCGUGUUAUUUCACAAAAAAUAAGAUAGUUCAUAAGGGAUUUUAUGCAUUGUUAAACAAAGUCUAAUUGUAAUUUUAUACGAAACCUGAAAGGGUGAUCUUUUCCUGCCAUAAUGAUUAAACAUAGAUUUGUCGUCCAGUAUAUCUUGAUAAAAUAAAUGAAUUGUUGACAAGUUAGAUAUGUAUUUAUCUGUAGGAGAGCUACUAGUACUAUGAAUGUUUGGGUUUGUUUCAGAAAUUAUUUUUGAGAUCAGUCAAAAAAAAAAUUUUUUUUGACCAUAAGUAGCCAGUUCCAAUAUUUAAGAAAAUAUUUUCUCAAUAAUUUUAAAGUUUUUUAAUUUUUGAGAUUGGAAAAUGGAAUAUUCAGACAACCAAUUCUAAUUUUUGUUGUAUUUUUUUUUAAUUUAUAUGAAUUCAGUUAUAUUCCA